Oryza brachyantha (malo sina) is the source of this 3731-nucleotide messenger RNA. Its product is annotated as PH, RCC1 and FYVE domains-containing protein 1. The record is from RefSeq and is a predicted model, not a curated record. Lineage: Eukaryota; Viridiplantae; Streptophyta; Magnoliopsida; Poales; Poaceae. Bases 234 to 3410 code for a protein of 1058 amino acids. The transcript is spliced from 9 exons. Gene Ontology annotation, molecular function: metal ion binding.
CGCACCGCCCUCCACCGCCGCCUACCUCUCUCUUCUCUUCCAUAGCGCCCAGCCUCGUCUCCAUUCUUCAGCCUUAGCUCCCUCCAUUUCGGCACCACGUUUCAGACCUUUUCCCCGUUCUUACUUGCUCUCUUUCUUUCUUCCUUGUCUGACUCUCUUCUGGAUUGAAAGCCUUGGAGGCCUUCAUGAGCGCCCGACGACCAGCUCCAUGACGACCGGAGGCCGCCGAUGGAAUGGCAGAUCCCGUCGACAUCGACAAGGCACUUAUUGCUUUAAAGAAAGGCACCCAGCUGCUUAAAUAUGGUCGCAAGGGGAAGCCAAAAUUUACUCCCUUCAGACUAUCAAAUGAUGAAUCUACUUUAAUUUGGGUCUCAAAUAACAAAGAGAAAAGUUUGAAGCUAUCAUCUGUGUCUAGAGUUCUCUCAGGACAAAGAACACUGGUCUUUCAACGUUUUCUGCUCCCUGAGAAGGACCAUUUAUCCUUCUCACUGAUAUAUAAUGAUGGCAAGCGGUCUCUUGAUCUGAUCUGCAAGGAUAAGGUUGAGGCAGAAGUCUGGUUGGCGGGCCUUAAUGUAUUGAUAUCUCCUGGACAGCAUGGAUCCCUACCCCAACACAUGGAUGUAAUACGCAAUGGUUCCCUGUCUUUUGAGUGUGGCAGAGAUAGUAGCCUGAGCAGUAGCUCUGCUUAUACAACAGAUUCCCUUGAGAAUAAGUUGAGCUCAGCGAAUUCCGCCAAGGAUCGUUCUUCCGGAGAAUUUACAUAUUCAGAAAGGACAGAUGUGUCAGAUAUGCAAGUGAAAGGUGCUUCUUCAGACAUUCGAAUCAGUGUUUCCAGUGCUCUCAGCACAUCCAGCCAUGGUUCUGGGGACGAUUCUGAAUCAUUUGGGGAUGUUUAUGUCUGGGGGGAAGUCAUGUGUGACCCUACUUGUAGGCAGGGGUCUGAUAGUAAUGCUUACUCUGCUUGUGCAAGUACUGAUGUUAUUGUACCAAAACCCUUGGAGUCAAAUGUAAUGCUUGAUGUCAGUUAUGUGGCUUGUGGUGUGAAGCACGCGGCACUGGUUACACGACAGGCAGAGGUAUUUACAUGGGGAGAAGAAUGCAGUGGCCGUCUUGGUCAUGGGGCUGGUACAAGUGUUUUUCAGCCGCGUCUUGUUGAGUCAUUGUCCAUAUGCAAUAUCGAAACAAUUGCCUGUGGUGAAUUCCAUACUUGUGCUAUCAGUGCAACUGGUGAUCUUUACACCUGGGGAGAUGGUACCCACAAUGCUGGACUCCUUGGUCAUGGAAGUAACGUGAGCCACUGGAUUCCAAAAAGAGUUUCAGGUCCUUUGGAGGGCCUUCAGGUGUCAGCUGUUUCUUGUGGCACAUGGCAUACUGCUUUGAUAACCAGUUCUGGAAAACUGUACACGUUUGGUGAUGGCACAUUUGGAGUCUUAGGUCAUGGAAAUCGAGAAACUAUCUCAUGCCCGAAAGAAGUGGAGUCAUUGAAGGGUUUAAGGACAAUUUCUGUUUCAUGUGGGGUGUGGCAUACUGCUGCUGUUGUUGAGGUUAUCAUGACACAGUCAAAUACUUCAUCUGGAAAGCUAUUUACAUGGGGUGAUGGAGAUAAGUAUCGCCUUGGGCAUGGUGACAGGUCUUCAAAACUGAAACCAACCUGUGUGCCUUCAUUAAUAGAUUAUAAUUUCCAUAAGGCUGCGUGUGGUCAUACUCUAACAAUUGGAUUGACUACUUCAGGCCACAUAUUUACUGCAGGGAGCUCUGUGUAUGGCCAGCUUGGCAAUCCCAAUAAUGAUGGAAGGUAUCCACGCCUAGUUGAAGAGAAGCUUGGUGGUGGUGGUGUUGUGGAAGUUGCCUGUGGAGCUUAUCAUGUUGCAGUAUUGACACAGAACGGUGAAGUCUACACAUGGGGUAAGGGUGCAAAUGGAAGAUUGGGUCAUGGUGAUAUUGCAGAUCGUAAGACACCUACACUUGUUGAGGCUUUAAGGGAUAGGUCUGUAAAACGCGUCGCUUGUGGAUCAGGCUUCACAGCUGCAAUUUGUCAACAUAAAUCGAUUUCUGGGAUGGAGCAGUCUCAGUGCUCAUCAUGCAGACAGCCAUUUGGAUUCACUCGAAAGAGGCACAACUGUUACAACUGUGGAUUAGUACAUUGCCAUUCCUGCAGUUCAAAAAAGGCUCUAAGAGCAGCAUUGUCCCCUAAUCCUGGAAAGCCAUAUCGUGUAUGUGAUUCAUGUUACCUGAAACUAAGUAAAGUUUUGGAUUCUGGUGUCAGUUAUAACAAGAACACUUCACCUCGCUUACCAGGUGAUACCAAGGCUGAUAAAAUGGACUCCAAGGCAAACAGAGUUGCAUCAGCUAAUAGCUCAGAUAUGAUCAAGAACUUAGAUGUGAAGGCAGCAAAGCAGACAAAGAAGCAUGACUAUCCACCACAGUUCCCUGUGAUUUUGCAGCUGAAGGACAUCCCUUUCAUUGGGGCUGCUGACCAGAAAUCUAACGACUCCACACACACUUCACGUUUGUUGAGACUGCCGAAUCUGAAUUCUUCUAGCUCCUUGUCGUCAGAAAGCUAUGAGAUCCUUAGAGAUGCAAAUGAACUUCUGAAGCAAGAGGUUCAAAAACUGAAGGAAGAGGUUAACAGCUUGAGACAGCAACGUGAACAACAAGAUGUAGAUUUGCAGAAAUCAGAGGCAAAAGCUCAUGAGGCCAUGACCCUUGCUGCUGAAGAAGCAUCCAAAUCGAAGGCAGCAAAGGAUGUUAUUAAAUCACUAACAGCACAGCUAAAAGAAAUGGCUGAAAGGCUUCCUCCAGCAUCAGGUGACAUAAAACAAGCACGGCAGACUUAUCUACCUGGUGGCGCAGUUUCUCCUGAGAUGGGGAGAGAAAACCAAAAGAGAUAUGAGCCAGGCAGCUUCCAGUACCCACAAACACCCACUUCUGUUGCAUCUGCUCGGUUUAAUGGGUUCCUAUCUCAAGCCCAUCAAAUAAGUGAAACCAAUGGUAACACCAUGGUUCCACAGGACAGCAGGCAUGACAGCAACGGCAAUGCAAAGGAGUUCCCAGUUGUGCAGCAGAUGGCCAAUGGUGGUGGAAUGACAGGGUAUCGUCCAAGAACAGAAGAUCAUGAUCGGCGGGAAGCAGAAAGGUUCCAAAUAAACCUUCAUGGUUUCAACAUGAGAGGUUCUAGCUCACCCAGCAACCAAGUCGAAGCUGAAUGGAUAGAACAAUACGAACCUGGGGUAUACUUAACACUAGUAUCUCUUCGUGAUGGAACCAAAGAGCUGAAAAGAGUGCGGUUCAGCCGGAGAAGAUUUGGAGAGCAUCAGGCGGAAUCGUGGUGGAAUGACAACCGUGAAAAGGUUUACGACAAGUACAACGUGCGGGGAACUGAUCGGAUUUCUUCAGUGAUGACAGCGUAGUGUGAUACCAGCUUGAAGGUAAAUGCUCAAAGUCUGGUUCAGAAAUGAGAAACCAGCACGGCUUUUUCGCCAUUUUGCCUGUCACAUAAUGUAACCAGUGCUCUCUUCCUGACUAUCUCCUGUACACUAUUGUUGUAUAGAAGAAUCAUAAUUCGUGGUGUUGAGUGUGUGACCUAUGAAUAGGGCAAAAAUACAGUGCUGUUGCUCUAUUGACCAAGAUACAAGGCCGUGUGUGUAUAUUCGUGGGGUGUUAAUGGAUGAAUCUUUAGCAAAGGUUCCUUCAUGUUGUGCAUUUUGCAUUUUCAUGAAUGAAAUCUCUGU